AUGCUUUCCAAUGAUACUCGACUCCCACCAUAUGUACCAGAGGGAUCUUCGGGUCCGUGGACUAAGCUUUAUCCCAUCAAGAUCCUUAACCCAAACUCUUUUACUGAGGCGGUCUGGUGGUUGACUUUUCGAGACCUGGAUCACGCCAAUUCGUACGAUAAUACAUGGAUAGGGAUGAUACCCCCUCUGAUGGAAAUCCACGAGAACCCCCACCGAUCAAUCAAAAGAACCCUGCGUCCUAAGUUCCAAGCUAUAAUACGAAGAGUGUGGCUCCCAGCACUCGAGCUUAUGCAGGAGAUGAGGGAUAACAAUGAGCUGCCGCCUCUACCUCCCAGCAAUUGGUAUGGAACGGUUGAGGCAGCUCAACGAGCUCGCCGUUGGAUUUGA
This is a messenger RNA of Penicillium psychrosexuale, 387 nucleotides long. RefSeq lists its product as uncharacterized. Lineage: Eukaryota; Fungi; Ascomycota; Eurotiomycetes; Eurotiales; Aspergillaceae. The coding region runs from base 1 to 387 and encodes 128 amino acids. The record is from RefSeq and is a predicted model, not a curated record. The transcript has 2 exons.